UCGUGACGUAUGUAACAGGGCGUGUUUAUUCGUUUUGGGGAGUUUUUAACUUCUAAAGUCUCUGUUAUUCACAUCGCAGUGUAACUUAUACUACAGAACUCAGAACUGGGGACCGUAUUGAUUAUAAAAGACGCGCAUAGGAAGUCUGAAGAAAAGUGGCUUAAACUUGACUGGUAUAUAAUGUUGUUAAACUCCAUCAGAAGCCAUUCUUCUCUCCUCCUCUGUAUAUCAGUACUUGUCACCAGUGCUUAUGGUGAUUGCGGGCCUCCUCCAGUCAAACCAAAAACACUUCCGAUCGAGGGGACAUCCUUUAAAACAGGAACAACAGUGGAUUAUUCUUGUAACAAUAAUUUGGGAUAUUAUGACAUCCCUGGAAUGAGCAGAACUAUAACAUGCCUGGAUAUAGACCAGUGGUCAGAUGUAUUAGAGUUUUGUCAACGUGCCUGCGGACCUCCUCCAAUACUUAAAGAAGCAACACUGAGACCAGAAUAUAUCAGCAAUAACUACUUUAUUGAGAAUGCUACAGUUCAAUAUGAAUGUCGGUUUGGUUUUGUUCCUAUUACUGACAGAAAAAACACUCUAACCUGCUUGACCAACUUGACGUGGUCAACACUGGAGGAAUUCUGUAAACGUAAGAAAGAUUUGGUUUCAUUUAUUUUUUUAGCUAUCAUCUUUAGCUGCAGUAGGUAACAGGA
Bombina bombina (fire-bellied toad) is the source of this 695-nucleotide messenger RNA. Its product is annotated as complement decay-accelerating factor. The record is from RefSeq and is a predicted model, not a curated record. Bases 181 to 690 code for a protein of 169 amino acids. The transcript has 4 exons. Lineage: Eukaryota; Metazoa; Chordata; Amphibia; Anura; Bombinatoridae.